ACCUGGGCCUCCCAAAAUGCUAGGAUUACAGGCGUGAGCCAUCAUACUCAGCCAGCCACACGUUUUUAAGAUUUAACUAUCACAAGCUGCUAAUAACGUCGAAGUAGACAUAACAUGAGAAAACCUGGACAUAAUAAGUCUUGCCAUUUGACUAGCUGUGUUGUGGACAAAUUAACUCCUCUGGAUCUUGUUUUAUAAAUAGAAAAGCUAGUGUCUCCCAUAUAAUGACAUGGUGGUGUUUAAAUGACAGGACUUGGAACUUCAUGGAUAUUUGAUACUUUUUUCAUAUUGACAGAAAAAGUUUAAGGUUAAACAGUGAUAGAGCUAGAAGGGAUCUUGGCAAUGUCAUCCCAUUUCACAUUUUGUAGGGGAGGUAAAGUCAGCUCUGUGUAGUUAUCAGUGAGUGAAUUUGAAGUCAGACAGCAUGGUCUGUAUAAGAUACCCCUUACUCUUUCUGAGCUCUUGUUUCUCCUUAGAUCUUUUAAAAUCUCUUUUCCAAUUCAAAGUGCUUUUUUGACAUCUAUCCCACUUCUCAGGUGAAUCAAUAUUAAUAAAGCAAUAUGUACUGUAUUGUGUAAGACACUGGGACCUUUUUGAUAGGUGGCCUCAUUUUCUGCCAGUAUGAGAAAAUCCAGUCCCUGACUCACUCAACAUCUGUUCUGGCCUUCUAGUGUGCCUCCCAGUAAUGCAAAGGCUAGCUAGCACAAAAACUACGUACUUCCCCAAUCCAUUGCAGUGAGGAUUGUGGAUGUGCUUUAGAUUCCACCAGAUGCACUUACGUAAGGCUUGAAUUCAAGGUAGAUAAGAGAGUCAGGCAUGUGAAGCAACUGUUUUUUGUGGGUAUGUGGGUCUAGCACGGAGGUUUUCAAAGGCUACUGUGCAUUAGAGUUAUCUGGAGGGUUUAUUGAAACACAGAUUGCUAUGUCCCACUUCUAGAGUUCCUGGUCUGGAAGAGAGCCUAAAAAGUUUACGUUUCUGACAAGUUUCAGGUACACCCUCUUUAACAGUCCAACAAACCUAGAGUCUGGAAAUUGGAGAAACAUAGUCUUAUAUCUAAAAUAAAUGCUUACAAGAGAGGAUCUUUUUCACUCAAACUCUGUAUACAAAUACUGCCACAUGGAUAUUUUAAAAUGUAUUUAAUGGAGACUCCAAGUAUAGUUUACUUUCCUAUAUCGUGAUCUUCAGCUCUAUAAUUAAAGCAGCACAGAACAAUGCAAAAUACUGCUGAGAAAUUCUCCAAAGAAAGGCACAUAAUUAAGAGCCUUAAUUGAAACAAAAACAUAGUCCAGCCUCAUUUUGUUUGGUGUAAGGGGCUUUUGUUUAGGUAGUUUGAGCGGGAGGAGGAUGGGGUGAGCUUUGAGGAACAGAAUUAGGAGGGCAAACCAAACAGUGUGUACUAGUCUAUGAAAAGUUUAGGAAUCAAAAAACAAUUUUUGGUGAUCUUUGCCUUUUUCUUUUUUGGUGAUCGUUUUCUUUAUUGGUUAUCUUUUUUUUUUUUUUUUUUUUGGUGAUCUCUUUGGUUAUCUUUCUUUAACUUGAUUAAUUAGGUGGGAUGGCUGGGUAAAAUCCUUGCCAUUUUUAUGUUACUCCUUUUAUUUUAUCAUAUUCCUAUAAUACUUUAAUGGUUUCAGGAAAUUAUAUUCCAGGUUUAGGGUUUCUAUGUUGGUUUAACCUUAAAAUCAGUUUGAAUUUGUGAAGUAGUGAAGUUUAUUUGAUCAGAUUACAUUGCCUUAAAUUGGCUUCUGAGUUCUACUGAUUUUUGCAGCUCAGCCUUUCAGUUUUCCUCAAAUUAGUCUACAAAGUAUACUUUUUCUUUUAGAUAUCUCGAACUAUGAUCAUUUUGGCAAAUAGACUCUUUCAUUUAUUCAAAAUGUAUUUAUGGUGUGCAUGCCAUGUGCCAGAAUUUCUGCUAGGCUCUGGGGAGGUAAUGGCCAGAGGAAACAUCCCUGCCCUUGUGAAACUUUGCAGUGAAGUGGGGAAAGGGACAGACUCUGAGCUGUAUGUUAGCACAACUAUAAAAUUCAGUCUAGGAAAAGUACUGCGAAUUUUAUGCUGGAGUAAUUUGACUUAUCAGGAAAGGCUUCACUGAGAAAUGGAUGCUUAAUCUGCAAGCUAAAGGAUGAGUAGGAAUUAAGUAGGCCAAAAAGGGAGCAGUCCAUUUUCCAGGCAGAAGGAACGGUGUGGACAAAGGCCCUGAACCAAGAAAGAGCUUGACAGGAAUAGGUGGCUGAAAGAUGGCCAGUGCAAUUGGAGGAGAGAGGGAGAAUUCGUGGGAGAAGGAGUUGAAGGAAUAGGAAGGGAGUCAAGAGUGAAUACUGGCAACUGGUUAGGAAUCUUAGCAGCAGCACACUGGGGAAAAGAUGGCAAUUUGGACUAUGUUGGUACUGGCAAAGAUAAAGAAGACAAUUUUUUGUUUGUUUUUAUUUUUUAUUGUACUUUAAGUUCUGGGGUACAUGUGCAGAAUGUGCAGGUUUGUUACAUAGGUAUACAUGUGCCAUAGUGGUUUGCUGCAUCCAUCAUCCUGUCAUCUACAUUCAGUAUUUUUAAGCUAUAUUUAGAGGGUUGCUUUUUGUUUCUUUUAAAUAUUAUAUAGCUUAUUAGGUUGAAGUAUGUUAUAGAAGUUGCAGAUUGAUUGCUUGUACCUUUUCCUUUUUAGGAAUUAUCCAGCCUGCCCCUGCUACUAGAUGAAUGGAAGACGAUGAUUUGAAUUAAGUGCCAGCAGAGAAUUAUCCUUGGUUUUUGUGCUUUGCAGCAUUCCCCAAAUUGUUUUCACAUCUUCUCUUACUAUAAAAACUGCACUGAAGUUAAAAAAAUGAAGCAGUUAAAAAGAAAAAGGAAAAGCAAUUUUAGUGUUCAAGAAACUCAGACCCUUUUGAAAGAAAUUACAAAAAGGAAAGAAGUCAUUUUUUCCAAGCAGCUCAAUACAACAAUUAACGUGAUGAAGCGAAUGGCUUGGGAAGAGAUUGCACAGUGUGUGAAUGCUGUGGGAGAAGGAGAACAGAGGACAGGGACAGAGGUGAAAAGAAGAUACCUUGACUGGCGAGCACUUAUGAAGAGAAAGAGGAUGAAGGCCAACAUUAAGCUGGUCGGUUCAGGAUUUCCCCUUCCCUCCUCCGAUUUAGAUGACUCUCUCACUGAAGAGAUAGAUGAAAAGAUUGGAUUCAGAAAUGAUACAAAUUUUGACUGGCAAAACGUGGCUGAUUACAGGGAUGCGGGUGGUUCCUUAACUGAGGUUAAAGUGGAAGAGGAAGAAAGGGAUCCCCAGAGUCCUGAAUUUGAGAUUGAGGAGGAGGAAGAAAUGUUAUCAUCCGUCAUACCAGAUUCCAGGAGAGAAAAUGAACUUCCAGAUUUCCCCCACAUUGAUGAGUUUUUUACCCUUAAUUCAACACCAUCUAGAUCUGCAUAUGAUGAGCCUCAUUUGCUUGUCAGUAUUGAGAAACAGAAACUAGAGUUGGAAAAACGACGACUGGAUAUCGAGGCUGAAAGACUGCAGGUGGAAAAGGAACGCCUACAAAUCGAGAAAGAGAGGCUGCGGCAUUUAGACAUGGAGCACGAGCGGCUUCAGCUGGAGAAGGAACGGCUGCAGAUUGAAAGAGAGAAGUUGAGGUUACAGAUAGUCAAUUCAGAGAAACCAUCCUUGGAAACUGAACUUGGUCAAGGAGAAAAGUCCAUGCUUCAACCACAGGACAUAGAAACAGAGAAGUUAAAACUUGAGCGAGAACGCUUGCAACUGGAAAAGGAUAGGCUGCAGUUUUUGAAGUUUGAAUCGGAGAAGCUACAGAUUGAAAAGGAGCGCUUACAAGUAGAGAAAGACAGACUUCGAAUUCAGAAAGAAGGACACUUGCAAUGAUUUUUCCAGGCCUCCAUUUAGCAAAUAUUUGAAGACUGUAGAUUUCUCUCAUAUCAGGUGAUAGAAUGAUGGUUGCUGGAUUAGCUGUGGUUUCUUUUCUUGUCUCAUGUCAGUGUUCAGUAGGAAAAAGUUAUAUGUGGAUAACUGUAUGCCUAAGUAGUAUAUAAAAACUGUGCCCUAGCAUAAACAGCAUAGUGGAAAUUUACUGUGCUGGACUCUCUACCUUAUAAUAUUACAUAGAGUCUUGUAUAGUCUGUGUACCCAGAGUUUACAAUUACGUCUAUAUAAAAUUCUAGCCCAGAAGUUCUCAACUGGGGUUGAUUUUGGCCUUUAGAAGACCAAUUUGGCGAUGUCUGGAGACAUGUUUGGUGGUCAAAACUGGGGUAGGGAAAAGGUUGUUACUGUGCAAGGCAUACUUCCUCAACCCCCCUUCCCCUGCCACAGACUCAGUAAAGAAUUUUCCAACCCAAAAUAUCAUUAGUGCUGAGGUUGAGAAAUCCUGUCCUUGCUUAACUCUGUACCUCUAUAGCUAUGUUUUAUAGUUUUAGAAUAUUAAAACCUCAGAUAUUUAUGUGGAUAGGUACUUAAAUGGCCAAAAACUUUAACUAUGAAAUGUUACUAUGUAGUAUAUUGAAUAUAGGAAGUGAUGAAGAUUAUAGGUAUUUUAUUCCCAUGAUUACAUCUAUAAAUAGCCUUCUCAGAUUCAGAAAACAAUACACGGAACAUUAGAGAUUAUCUAAAAUGGGUCACUUUGAAAAUAAUUAUUUAUCUCACUUUUAAUGCUUUAGAAGGAAGAGGUAAUUUUAAAGCUUUAGUUCCUUUUCUUUCAGUAAUUUUCUUGGUUUGGGUACAAAAAUUGUCAUUUCAAUAAUGUACUGAAAUCUUAUAAGUAAAUGGUUGAAGCUAGUAAAAAUGAUAACAGUAUAAAAAUGGUACCUGUAUUCCGUGAGCUUGAACCCAAUUACUGAUUGUUUGACUUUUAAAAUAAGUAAUAGCAGCCAUUUGGGAGUGGGGGGUGGGUGGGGAAAAUGUACUCCGUAUCAAAUAAUGAUGAUGUUGAAAUAAUGAUAGUAGCUAUGUGUUAUGGAUUAGAGAAGCACUUAUUACACUAUCUAACCUGAUAUGUAGAACAAUUUUUUAGAGUUGUAUCUGUUGUUAUUCCUGAAUCUGAAGCUCAGAGAAGUCACACAGAGUAAAUGGCUGAUCUUUUAUAUUGUAGCGUAUUUUGUCCUUCCCCCUUCCCUGAGGAACAAAGUACAUAUCUUUAGUUUCUUUGAUAUUUAUUCUGAGACCAAGGGCUUGUUUAACCUGAUGAUUUUCCUUCAAUUGUCUGAAACUGCUUUCUCCACAAUCUGAGUGAUUCUGAUGCACACUAAAGUUGAGAAUCACUGUACUGAUCACUUUGUGUUUUCUGAUUUUCAAGGUUGAUACGUAGCUUUAAUAUAGCUCUUCUGUUGACCUUGAUUCUGUGUUUCUUCCUUGUUAAGAGUGGCUUGAAACUCAAAUGUAUGUUGACAUUUGAGGAUGGGUAUGCAAGGAAAAAAUAUACUUCUGUUUACUUACUCUGUCUUUGAAAUAGUGUUAUUUUUCUAUAUCUGAGAUAAAUGCUUCUACUGUAGAAAUAAAUUUGCCUAUACUAUCUGAGAAUUUGUAAUUUCAAAUGAUACUCAUUGCUCUAAGGGCAGAGGUUAUCAGGCUUAGAGAAGAGAACCCUAUCAUGGUCAAUGAGGUCAGAGGCCUAACAUUUGGGCUGGACAUUGAGCUAUGUAUGCUGGAUAUGUUAUUUGCUCCUCAGAAGGACCCUUGAGAUCUAACUCAUGUGAUAUGGUUUAGCCCUGUCCCCACCCAAAUCUCAUCUUGAAUUGUAGCUCCCAUAAUUCUCACAUGCUGUGGGAGGGACCCAGGGGAAGAUAAUUUGAAACAUAGGGCAGUUUCCCCCAUAUUGUUCUCAUGAUAGUGAAUAAGUAAGCUUCCCAAGAUCUGAUGGUUUUAUAAGAGGAAUCCCAUUUCUCUUAGUUUUCAUUUUCGCUCUUGCCUGCUUCCAUGUAAGACAUGCCUUUCACCUUCCACCAUGGCUAUGAGGCCUCCCCAGCCACGUGGAACUAUGAGCCCAUUAAACCUCUUUUUCUUUAUAAAUUACCCAGUUUCCGCUAUGUCUUUAUCAGCAGCAUGAAAGUGGACUAAUACAUCAUGUUAUCUCCACUCCUAUAACAACAACAACAACAAGCCUCAUUUAUUUAAUUAACCGUCUAUCUUAAAAAUUACAUACCAAUAUUGAUCCAAGAUUUUAGCAUAAGCACAACCACCACCAGGCCAGGGGAAUUUUUGUAUUUUUUAUAUAGACGGGGUUUCAAUGUGUUUGCCAGGCUGGUCUCAAACUCCUGACCUCAAGUGAUUCAUUGGCCUCUGCCUACCAAAGUUUUGGGAUUACAGGUGUGAGCCACCAUGUCUGGCCAGGUUUUAAUAGGGAAAGCCUGAAAAUAGCUAAUAAUUAAUUUUCGGUGAAGCACUCUUAAAUGCCUGGAAGUAAGAAACUAAAAAGAAGCAUAAUAUAUUCUAAGGCUUUGGCUGAAGAGCCUUGGAUUUCUUAACGCUGCUUCAGGUGCAGAUGGGUUGGACUGGUUCAUUCCAGUAGGAAACAGUGUUGCUGCACCUCUGACGUGAUAGGCACACCCAUAGUGCAUGUAUCUAUUAGCUAUUGCUGUGUAACAAACUGAUAGAAAAUUUAAUGGCUGGAAAUCCCAACCACUUAUUUUGCUCAAAAUUUUAGAGGAUAUGAGGUGCAGCUUAGCUGAGUGGUUUUGCUCUUGGCUGGGCUCUCAGUGUCAGCUGCAGGUUGGCUAUGUGGUUCAGCUUCUGGGGUUAGCUAAAUAACAGAAGGGCAGGGGGUGAUAAAUGGUGGAGCUAAGCUCUCCCUAUGAUGUUUGAUCCUAUAGGCAGGGUAACUUGGGCUUGUUCUAAUAGGGGUGGCAAGGGUUGAGGAGAGAAAGAGGUGUUCAAGUUAUCAAGCAAGGCCAAGUCUCAGAACUAGCACUUCAUUAUGCUUCUGUAACACUGGAUUGGCCAGAACUAAUUACAGAGCCAGACCAGAGUCAAGGGUUGGGCAAUAGAGUCCACCUACUGAUAAGAAGAGCUGUGAAGUUCAGUAAAACUGGGAUACGGGGAGGACUGAGGAAUCGUGGCCAUAUUUGCAAUCAGUCUACCACACCUUCACUCUGGUUUGCCUUUGGUAUACUUUGAUUAUAUCAGUGGUUCUGAUAUCUUAUCUGGUUUGGCAUUAGUUCUACACAAAAAUGCCCUGAUAGGACUUUGAAUUAUGUGGGCAUUCUUACUGUAAGGAGCACCCUCCCAUCUGUUUUGUAGAAAUGGCUGGUUUAAGAGAAGGAAGGGACCAUAAAUUUGCAGAAAGAAAUAUAUAGUGUUCUCUCAGGCUUUUUCUUCUAAAUUAAACACUUGAGUCUUUGUAAUUGAAGGGAAUUUCUGCUUCACUUCUUUCAUUUUCUGCCUAAUUUGUCCAUUUUAUAUUACUUCGCUGCUUCUCUGUUCAUUUUUCUACUUCUUCAUGCAUUGUCACCUCUAUGCUGUAUAUAAAAGCAGAUCAUAAUGCUUCCAGAAUAUUUUAUUUUGAGUUAAUAGCUACUUUUUUCUACCUCCACAUCCUUAACAUGAUCAUUUUAAAUCCAAAAUGAUUUUUACUGUGUUGCUCUACAUUUGCGUUAUACUUCCCCAAAAGUAAAUUUAAUUUAGAAAAUAUUUAAUUUUUAAUUUAUCAGAGAUUUCUAGCCACUAUCAUCAGACCUGAAUUAUAAUUUCUAAAGCUCCCAGAGAACUACCAACCUGUUUCCUUAUUCCACCUGUAACUUCUGUUUGACAUAUGUAGAUCCUUUUUAUACAUGCCAGGCAGUGUUUUGCAUAGGGCCUUAAUUUAAAUCCAGAUGAAGAUUGUCUGUCAAAUGUAUCAUUUUGAAAAUUUCUCCCAAUGCAUAUUGAAAGAGAUCCAGCCUAGGUGUAACUGGGACACAGCUGGAGAAGAACGUAUCUCUUUAAAAAAUAGGAAAGUUGGAUGCUGAAAUCACGGAUUAAUUUGUCACUGUAGAUAGAGGCAUUGAGACUAUGCUGUUUGAAUUAAGACUAAGAAGAAACAAGAAAUGACAAUUAUUAUAAAAUCUGAUUUUUUGUACAUUCAGAGAAUAACUUUAUCAAUACUCUUUAUUAUUUACCAUUUGUUUCUUUGAUAUGACCCAUUCAUCUUUAGAAAAACUGAAAUAUAAAGUCA
This is a messenger RNA of Sapajus apella (tufted capuchin), 8126 nucleotides long. It is a transcript of the gene MSANTD4, whose product is annotated as Myb/SANT DNA binding domain containing 4 with coiled-coils. Bases 2813 to 3850 code for a protein of 345 amino acids. The record is from RefSeq and is a predicted model, not a curated record. The transcript is spliced from 2 exons. Lineage: Eukaryota; Metazoa; Chordata; Mammalia; Primates; Cebidae.